AUGCGCUGUCUUCUCGUACUUGCUGCUGCGGUUGCUGUAGUCACGGCUCGUGCUAUCGAGGGGGUUUCCAGCGGCUUCGUCUCUACCAGCCAGAGUCCCAGUUUACCGAGCAGCUUCAAAUGGAGCUCGAGUGGUGCCCUUGUCGGACCCAGGAAUGACGGCCGGAAUGUUGCUGGUAUCAAAGACCCGUCUAUCGUCUUCUACAAGAAUGCGUACCACGUCUUCGCCAGCACGGCGCAGGCCUCGGGCUACAAUCUCGUCUACUUCAACUUUACCGACUUCUCCAAGGCUAAUGCCUCGACAUUUUACUACCUGGACCAGUCAGCAAUUGGCACGGGAUAUCGUGCCGCUCCCGAGGUCUUCUACUUCGCGCCGCAGAAGCUGUGGUACCUGAUCUAUCAGAACGGCAACGCAGCAUACUCGACGAACAAAGACAUCAGCAACCCAGCUGGCUGGACGGCGCCGAAGGAUUUCUACACCGGCACACCGCAAAUCAUAACCGACAACAUUGGCGAUGGAUACUGGGUGGACAUGUGGGUGAUUUGCGAUGCAUCGGCCUGCCACCUCUUCUCCUCAGACGACAACGGGCACCUCUACCGGUCGCAGACGGCAGUGGGCAAUUUUCCAAACGGAAUGAGCGAGCCAGUCAUCGCGCUCAACGACACGCGCAACGCGCUCUUCGAGGCCUCCAACGUCUACCACGUCGACGGAGGCAAGUACCUGCUGCUCGUCGAAGCCAUCGGUAGCGACGGAAACCGGUACUUCAGGUUCUGGACGAGCGAGAACCUGGCGGGACCUUGGGCGCAGCUGGCAGCGACCGAGGCGAAUCCGUUUGCGAGGCAGAACAACGUGGUGUUUAGUGGGACGCCGUGGACAAAGAGUAUCAGUCAUGGGGAGGUAGUUAGGACGAACGUCGAUCAGACAUUGACUAUCAGUCCAUGCAAGUUGAGGUAUCUGUAUCAGGGGUUGGAUCCGAGUGCAGGUGGAGACUAUAAUAGCUUGCCGUGGAGGCUGGGGCUGUUGACGCAAAUGAACUCGGCUUGCUGA
Ascochyta rabiei is the source of this 1047-nucleotide messenger RNA. RefSeq lists its product as uncharacterized. The transcript has a single exon. The coding region runs from base 1 to 1047 and encodes 348 amino acids. Lineage: Eukaryota; Fungi; Ascomycota; Dothideomycetes; Pleosporales; Didymellaceae. Gene Ontology annotation, molecular function: alpha-L-arabinofuranosidase activity. Gene Ontology annotation, biological process: L-arabinose metabolic process. The record is from RefSeq and is a predicted model, not a curated record.